Messenger RNA from Sinocyclocheilus rhinocerous, 1468 nucleotides. RefSeq names its product protein ABHD4-like. Gene Ontology annotation, biological process: phosphatidic acid biosynthetic process; lipid homeostasis. Gene Ontology annotation, molecular function: lysophosphatidic acid acyltransferase activity; phosphatidylcholine lysophospholipase A1 activity. The transcript is spliced from 8 exons. The record is from RefSeq and is a predicted model, not a curated record. Lineage: Eukaryota; Metazoa; Chordata; Actinopteri; Cypriniformes; Cyprinidae. Gene Ontology annotation, cellular component: mitochondrion; lipid droplet. The coding region runs from base 104 to 1195 and encodes 363 amino acids.
CCUUUAAAGUGACUGUCUGUGUGACAGAUCCGGUAGCGAAUACACGAAUCUAAAGUAUGCCAGUCUGUCGUUGUGGAUUUUUAUUGUAUUAUGUUUCAUACUAAUGUCUCCUGCAAUGCAAGACGAGACUGACACAGAGCAGACCUCUGGGAACUGGUCUUGGUGGCCCUCUUGGAGACCAACAUCCAUGUCGUUAUUGAAAAUUGCCGAAGCUAAAAUUCUUGCCUGUAUCCAAAAUGACAUUUGGUCCAGAUUUGUGACUUUGCCAAAUCAAAACAGAAUAUGGACCCUUAAAAUCACCAAUAAAUCAGCACACAAACAUAAAGACGAAGGUGCUCAGACGCCCCUAGUGAUGAUCCACGGGUUUGGAGGAGGUGUCGGUCUCUGGAUCCGUAACCUGGACGCUUUGAGUCAUUCUCGACCCGUCUAUGCCGUUGACCUGCUGGGCUUCGGUCGCAGCUCUCGCCCGUCGUUCCCGUCUGACGCCUUAUUGGCUGAGGAGCAGUUUGUUACUUCCAUAGAGCAGUGGAGACAAUCACUGGGGCUGGAGCGCAUGAUCCUAUUGGGACACAGCUUGGGUGGUUACCUAGCAACAUCCUACACAAUCCAAUAUCCAGAAAGAGUCAGUCACCUCAUCCUGGUGGACGCGUGGGGUUUCCCUGAGCAACCUCAGCCUCAGUUAGAGGGGUCGGGAGGUCAAGGGUCAGAGGUUAAAAGGGUCUCACCGCCUCGCUGGGUGAAAGCUCUGGCGUCAGUGUUCAGCCUCUUCAACCCGCUGGCCGUCUUCAGAGCAGCCGGACCCUGGGGUCCAGGGCUGGUCAGCCGAUUCCGUCCCGACUUCAAGAGGAAGUUUGAGGAUCUGUUUGAUGACGACACCAUGAUGCGAUACAUUUACCACUGUAACGCUCAGAAACCAAGCGGUGAGGUGGGUUUCAAAGCCAUGUCUGAGUCGAUCGGCUGGGCCAAGAGGCCGAUGGUUCAGCGUGUUCAUCUGCUGCCACCGUCGAUGCCCGUCAGCUUGCUGUACGGCGCACUGUCCUGGGUGGACCCAUCCACUGGAAAGACAGUCGUUCAGAUCAGAGGCAAAAGCCCCACCAGUGUCACACUGAUCGAAGAUGCUUCCCAUCACGUAUACGCCGAUCAGCCAGAAGAGUUCAACCGAGUAGUUGAGAGUAUUUGUAAUACAGUAGACUAAAUAUGAUGCACAUUGGUUUGUAGUUGCAGGUAUCUGUAUUUUUGAACAUUUAAAAGCUAAGCUGUUCUCAGACCUUGUCGCUUCAUAUUCAGAUUGUACUGUUUGUGGCCUUUAAUGUGGAACAGCUCAGUAAUUAUACUGCAGGAUUCAAUGGAAACUGGUUGUAUUUGUAUUUUCUAACCUAUCCAUCUUAUUCUUCAAUGUGGAAGUAAGCAUAUGGGCGAGACUUCCGGUUCAUUAGCCACUGUAGCGAAAUAACCAGAAGAAUAACAA